This is a messenger RNA of Aspergillus nomiae NRRL 13137, 1800 nucleotides long. RefSeq lists its product as uncharacterized. The record is from RefSeq and is a predicted model, not a curated record. NCBI's taxonomy places the organism in Eukaryota, Fungi, Ascomycota, Eurotiomycetes, Eurotiales, Aspergillaceae. The transcript is spliced from 3 exons. Bases 1 to 1800 code for a protein of 599 amino acids.
AUGGACGUACCGGAUGACAACCAUCAUUUGAUAUAUGACUUGCCUGUGCAGUGUGAAGAUCUCUUUGAUAAAGUGGUCAGAAAUGCAGCACUUCAGCCAGUUCUCCUGGAUUUCCAAACACGGUUCAGAGCGUGGACUGUCGGUCUGAAGGUAUUCGCCCGGCCAAACCAAUGCCUUGACUGGCGGUUAAGACAGAGGCUUGAUAUCCGUGAUGUCAUUGUUCAAACGUUGACAAUUCUCCAAAGGGAUCUAGUAAAUCUCAGACAAUCAGAUACCGUUGACAGGAAUGCCACGCGUCCCACAGAGACCGAACCCACCGAGAACCAGUUCAGAACCAAGUCUAUAGAUACUGCAGCUUUAAAGGCAGUCAAUGGAUCACUCGAUGAGCUUUAUCGGCUGGAAGCUGGAAUACGAGAUUCCACCUUUGGACGUCUCACUCCCCGAUUCCCAACCUUUGUUGGCGAUCCACAUUUAGAGAGCUUCAUGGGGCUGGCCUCGCUAUGCAUUCGAACCUUGUAUCCAAAUGCUCAUCAACGUCUCCAACGCCACCUGAGCGAGUCUAUGACUGAGCGAUAUGCUGCCAUGAAAAACACUAAGCCUCGCCAGCAGGCAUUCCAGACUCCGCGCGACAAGAACUCGUCCCCUAUGCUGACGAUUGACGAUGAGCAGCAAUGCAGCAAAGCGAGGCCUCCACCAAUACAAGAUGAGAUAGAGGGACAUCAUUCAAUAUCAAAUGAAGACGGAGAACAGAGAGCUCUACAGCGUGGAGUGAAGGCUAUUUCCCUAUCCAACCUAUCUUCCACGAAUACUGGUCAACUUAAACCGAUGCUUUCAGGUUCAUUAAGCCACAGUCAGCCAGACCAAGCUUGGUCCAUCCAUCUUAGACUAGUCGAAUAUCCUUCCCCACCCGAAAGGGAUGGAACUAACAUCGUUGCCUGUGACUGGUGUUCAGAGCCUCUGGAUGAGAAAACCCUGGAUGGAAGAAAUUGGCAGAAUCAUGUGGACCGUGACCUGAAACCAUACUUGUGCAUAUUCGAGGAGUGUUACGAACGAUACCCGUCUUUCGCGACUUUUAAUGACUGGCAGAAUCAUAUGAUUAGCCAUAGCCGGCGCUGGCAUCGAGAGAUAUAUAAAAAGCCGUCGUGGAUUUGCGCUGUAUGCGACUGUCACAAUGAUGUCUUCAGUAGCUCAGAGGCUUUCUCGAGUCAUAGCAAGGAACUUCAUUGCCCGGAGUUCACGGCUGCUCAACUCGAGAGCCUAUCGUGGCUAAGUGAGACAUCACUCCCACGGCCCUGUGACGUAUGUCUCCUAUGCGGCUACAGAGUGGUAGAAAAUAGCUCCCAAACGCAGCGAAUAAAACCUUUUCUGCAUCGUUGUGCAAAGCGUACUCGGGAGCCGUCAAGGGGAACAAGUAACAAAAGCGCUAGGAUAACUUAUGACAGCCAUCAUGCCAUGCCGCAUUGCUCUAUCGACAUCUCCUCUAGCAGCUCUAGUGAAGAUGAAGAUUCCGAGCAUUUGACUGUCCCAGCCCACACAGAGGUAGGCGACAUGGUUGCCCAACAUGUCGCCGCUCAUUUCCAGGCACUGAUGCUCCUGACAAUCCGCCUGGCCUCCAUACAGGUUGAAGAUGAGGAUAUGCCUGGCGAAAUAAGGAGCGACAUUUGCGAUAUUGACGGUAGUGAAAGAUCGAUCAGUGGCCGUUUGAGUGUGGAGAUGUCAGGUGUGAGUACAGCGCACUUGAUCGAUGGAGACGCAUGUACAGAUAGUGGGCCUUCAAGAGAAGGUGCGACUACGCCAUGA